Messenger RNA from Wallemia ichthyophaga EXF-994, 429 nucleotides. Its product is annotated as Enamine/imine deaminase. NCBI's taxonomy places the organism in Eukaryota, Fungi, Basidiomycota, Wallemiomycetes, Wallemiales, Wallemiaceae. Gene Ontology annotation, molecular function: deaminase activity. Gene Ontology annotation, cellular component: cytosol; mitochondrion. Bases 1 to 429 code for a protein of 142 amino acids. The transcript has 4 exons. The record is from RefSeq and is a predicted model, not a curated record.
AUGAUUCAUAAGGUUACACGUCAACUGUCAAGAAGUAUGUCGCAAGGAUUCAAAGUAACUUCAACCCCAAAUGCACCAUCAGCAGUAGGGCCAUACGUACAAGCCAUUACUCACAACGAUGUUGUUUAUGCAUCUGGAUGUAUACCACUCAACCCAACGAGUAUGACAGUCGUGGAGGGUGGUGUAGAAGCCCAAGCAAAACAGGCACUUGGAAAUCUCAGCAAGGUGCUUGAGGCAUCUGGGUCAUCUAUGCAAGACACCAUCAAGACAACGUGUCUUCUCAAGAACAUGGAGGACUUUGUCGCAUUCAACAAGGUCUACGAGGAUGCAUUCGCACCACACAAACCAGCCAGAAGCUGUUUCGAGGUUGCUAGACUCCCAAAGGAUGUUCUAGUAGAGGUUGAGGCUAUAGCAGCAGUGAGCAAGUAA